Apis florea (little honeybee) is the source of this 1223-nucleotide messenger RNA. RefSeq lists its product as uncharacterized. Gene Ontology annotation, molecular function: DNA-binding transcription factor activity, RNA polymerase II-specific. Lineage: Eukaryota; Metazoa; Arthropoda; Insecta; Hymenoptera; Apidae. Gene Ontology annotation, biological process: regulation of transcription by RNA polymerase II. The record is from RefSeq and is a predicted model, not a curated record. Gene Ontology annotation, cellular component: nucleus.
AAAUUAUGGCAGUAUCUAAAUAUUUUUAUGAAUCACACAUAUUUUUGUAAAAUAAAUAACCAGUUAGAAGAAGGACUCGGAAUUUGUAUAGCAGCUGAUGUGUAAAGAUGGCCAAGCUCAAUACAAACAAAUAGUGAUCAGUGACGUGCUCAUUUUACGACUGACUCUGUACCCAGGGGGCAAAUGAUAAACAAAUUUAUUUUGUUAUACAUUAAAAAAUGGCUUAUGAUACACGUAAUAUAAAAUAUUCAUCUGAAAUGCACAACCAUCAACAUAAUCAAUCUAAUAUGACUGGAUACACAUAUUCUGGACAUCCAGUGUCACAUGCUCAACAUACAGAUGAAAAUAGAAAUGAAAAUAAUUGUGGAAAUAAGGAAACAUGUUCUCAAAUAUCUCAUCAAUCUUCGGGUACACAGACUAUUCAAAAAGUAGAUGCAGCAACCAUGACUGAUCCAUUACAAAUAGAUUUUAGACUUACUUCUGAGUAUUUAGCACGAUGUUCUAGUACAUUAGGUUUACCAUAUGUAACUAAAUAUGAAGAAAAUAGCAAUAAUUCAACUCAUAAUUGUCAAGAAAUUCGACCGAAAAUUGAAUUUGAAGUUGAACCACAACAUAUCAAUGGUAUGUUAAUUUAUCAUUGUCCAGAGUGUGCAUAUAGAUUUGAAGAUAGAGAAGCAUUACAUGAACAUUUAGAGGAUCAUAGACAACGACCCCACAUCUGUGAUAUUUGUGGUGCAAGUUUAAAACGCAAAGAACAUCUAGAUCGUCAUAAACAAGGACAUAAUAAAGAUAGGCCUUAUCAGUGUAAUAUGUGCUGCAAAGCAUUUAAACGCAAUGAACAUCUUGCACGUCAUAUGAUUAUUCACUCUGGUAGCAAAAAUCAAGUUUGUACAGAAUGUGGCAAAGCUUUUUAUAGAAAAGAUCAUUUAAAACACUUGCAAAGUCAUAAUAGUAGUAGAAAUAAAAAUCUAAAUAGUUCACAAAAUAAUCAAAAUAGUCAUAAUAAUGGCGAUGAAGGAUUAAGUAGUUUUGCAAUGAUGAUGAGACAAACUGGGCCACCUCCGUUUUCUAUUUUAAGAACUUAAUACAUUUUUGUCUUAUCAAAGUUGUUUUAUAAUUUAGGCAAUUUAAAUUUAAGAGAUUGAUACAGCGAGCUUUAUCAGAGACAUUUUCAUGAUAUAACAGAAUAGUUGUUAAUUGUUCUGAAUUUUGCAAUUAUAUGU